GGGCGGUGGCAGCGGCAAUCAGUAAGAAAAAAUAAUCGCUCGAGUAUACAACUCAUAUUACAGUGUUUACAAAACAUUUUCUCUUCGCGUCUACGGUGAAUAAUAACUACAAGCAUCAUCAUGUCGUUGAUACCAAUGCUGUUCUCAAACUGGUGGGAUGAAUUGGAUCGUCCACAUCGAAUUUCUGACCAACAUUUUGGACUGCCAUUGUCGACGGAUUUGAUACGAUCAGCGAUUGCACCGGAGCCUGAAGUUCUCGUUAUAAGACCAAGUGUAGGGCGACGUCUUCACCAUUACCAUCCGUAUGAGAAAAGUUUGAUGCAUCGUCGUUCUGGCGGUACCUCAACUGUACGAGCCGACAAAGACAAAUUUCUAGUUAGUCUUGACGUUCAACAAUUCUCACCGGAGGAAGUGAGUGUCAAAGUCGUAGAUCGUAACGUCAUCAUCGAGGGCAAACACGAGGAGAAACAAGACGAACAUGGCUGGAUAUCUCGUCAAUUCGUUCGCAAAUAUCUCGUGCCCGAACAGUGUGACAUCGAUCAACUGAAGUCGUCUCUCUCUUCGGAUGGUGUCCUCAGUAUCGAAGCUCCGAGGAAACAUGAUCCAAAGGAUAAAAAGGAACGGGUUAUUCAGAUCGAGAAUACCGGACAGCCGGCUAUCCAAGAUGGCGACGCACCGAAAACCGUUGAAACACAGAAGACUACUACCAGAGCCCAGGAAAAAGCGUCCAAAAAUGUAAAGGCUGCGUAAUUCAUGAAUGUUCCUUUACUUAGCAUUCUAAGCGUCACCUGUUUUCAUCUUUUUCAUACGUUCCUUUUUUUUUUUUAUCUUAUUUGUCUCUUGUGUUCAAUUUCCUUAUCACAUAAGUACCAUUAUAUGAGAGAGAAGCUGAAAAGUCUAAUUUUUCUAAGGAAAAAAUUGCUUUUUUUUUCUAAUGUAAGAGAAAAAGAAUUCAAGACUGUAAAAACUGUACAAAUUCCAUCUUUUCACAGAUAGAAAUGUAUCUUUGUCAUCUGAUGAUAUUACUGAAUAUUAUUCCCAGCGUUCCCCAUCUUCUGUAAUACUAUUUCAUUUCGUCGUAUUUUAAGUGAAAACUACAUAAAAUGUAAAUUCUUGAAUAAUGUAAACAUAUAAUAAAAAUUGACUGUUUUUUUCACAAUAAAUGGAUGAAAUAAAUUAAA
Messenger RNA from Venturia canescens, 1181 nucleotides. Its product is annotated as protein lethal(2)essential for life-like. Gene Ontology annotation, biological process: response to heat; protein refolding. Gene Ontology annotation, cellular component: cytoplasm; nucleus. The record is from RefSeq and is a predicted model, not a curated record. The transcript has a single exon. The coding region runs from base 121 to 750 and encodes 209 amino acids. NCBI's taxonomy places the organism in Eukaryota, Metazoa, Arthropoda, Insecta, Hymenoptera, Ichneumonidae.